AAAUCUUAAAAGUUAACCUGCUGUACCUCUGUAUUCUUCCUUUGACAGUGAUUAGUGCACAGCUAACAGCACGUACAACCUGUGACAAGGAGCACUGGGAGCCAGCUAAGAGCCAGCGACAAUGUCUUUCAACUGCUGGACACUUCAUACUCGACUUGGAGCCUGUAAGGUGGACUGCAGAGCACUGGCAUGCCUCUUGGUCUUUGCAGUGAGUGUCAGUGGCAGUGCCCCAGGGAUGUGUCCGACAGCCUGCAUUUGUGCCAGCGAUAUCGUAAGCUGCACCAAUAAGAACCUCUCUCGGGUGCCAGGAAAUCUCUAUAGAAGUAUGAAAAGGCUGGAUCUGAGUUAUAACAGAAUUGGAUUCUUAGAGCCUGAAUGGGUCCCAGUGCUGUUUGAGAAGCUGAACACUUUAAUAAUCAAUCAUAACAGCAUUAGCAGCAUUAUCACUGGGAGCUUUUCCACAACCCCAAACCUGAAGUACCUAGACUUGUCGUCCAACAGCCUGAAGACGCUGGGCAGCCCUGUAUUUCAGGAGCUGGGGGCCCUGGAAGUUCUUCUGCUUUACAACAAUCAGAUAAUGCAUAUAGAAUCUUCAGCCUUUGGAGGACUGUACAAAUUACAGAAACUGUAUUUAAGCUAUAACUUGCUCUUGCAUUUCCCACUGGACCUGUUUGUUGGAAAACACAAGCUGACAGAACUCAUAUUGCUGGACAUUUCCUUUAAUCGCAUCCAGUCGAUGCCUAUUCAGCGCCUGAGUUCAGUACCAGCCAAACAUCUUAGCGGAGUUUAUCUUCACGGCAACCCAUUUUAUUGUGACUGCACACUGUACUCUAUGCUCAUCUUCUGGUAUCAAAGGCACUUCAGCUCUGUGGUGGACUUCAAAAGUGAGUACACCUGUUUAUUGCGAUCCGAUCCAAGAGGCUACAACAAACAGCCUUUACUGCAUGACAACUUUCUGAACUGCUCUGAAAGCACCAUCAACAGCUCUUUUCAGGCCUUUGGAUUUAUUCAUGAUGCCCAGGUCGGUGACAGGCUGAUCGUUCACUGUGACAGCAGAAUCAGUGAUGCAGGCACACACUUCGUUUGGGUUAGUCCGGAGAAUAAAUUGCUGGAGCCAGACAUGGAGACCGACAAAUUUAGGGUGUUUCAUAAUGGGAGCCUGGAGAUAACAGAUGCCCAGCUAGAGGACUCUGGGCUGUACUCCUGCACUGCAAUAAAUAAGAAAAGACUAUUAAAUGAAACCAUAGAGGUUAGAAUAAAUGUCAGCAAUUUCACAGUUAACAGGCCUCAUGCUCAUGAAGCAUUUAAUACAGCUUUUACCACCCUUGCUGCCUGCGUAGCCAGUAUUGUUUUAGUACUGCUUUAUCUCUACCUGACCCCCUGCCCGUGUCAAUGCAAGACAAAGAGGAAGAAGAGGAAGCUGAACCAAAGCAGUGCCCACACAUCCAUACUGAACUCUACACCGUCCCAAGAGCUGCCUGCUGAGGAGAAGAAGGCCAGCACUGGCAAACGAGUGGUUUUCCUGGAACCCGUACAUGAACCAAAACAGAGUCAGAACGGGAAAGUAAAACUGUUUCCUAAUGACAAUGUCAUUGCUGAGAGUAUCUUAAAAACUACUCGAACAAAAUCCGACUCUGAUUCUGUCAAUUCUGUGUUCUCAGAUACACCUUUCAUGCCAUCAACUUAGUUUGCUGCCUGUAUUUGUAUUGUGCCGUUACAUUUCUGAAUACCUCCUUUGCUUGUAGCAACCAUCAGGAAAAAGAAAU
This is a messenger RNA of Phasianus colchicus (ring-necked pheasant), 1766 nucleotides long. The record is from RefSeq and is a predicted model, not a curated record. Lineage: Eukaryota; Metazoa; Chordata; Aves; Galliformes; Phasianidae.